This is a messenger RNA of Trichobilharzia szidati, 821 nucleotides long. The record is from the annotation of a GenBank genome assembly. NCBI's taxonomy places the organism in Eukaryota, Metazoa, Platyhelminthes, Trematoda, Strigeidida, Schistosomatidae.
AUGCAGGCCAUCAAAUGUGUAGUUGUUGGUGACGGUGCUGUUGGGAAGACAUGUCUACUUAUUAGUUAUACAACUAAUGCUUUUCCUGGCGAAUACGUUCCCACUGUUUUUGACAACUAUUCUGCCAAUGUUAUGGUUGAUCAAAAGCCAGUAAAUCUUGGCCUGUGGGAUACUGCAGGUCAGGAAGAUUAUGACCGACUAAGACCACUGUCAUAUCCACAGACGGAUGUGUUUUUGAUAUGCUUUUCUCUUGUCAGUCCCUCAUCAUUCGAUAAUGUUCGCAUUAAAUGGUACCCUGAAAUAUGUCAUUAUGCACCAAAUACACCCAUCAUACUUGUCGGGACAAAAAAAGAUCUACGAGACAACAGUGGCAGUUGUAAUGGACCCAAAGUGACACCAAUAACUUACCAACAGAAAUUAACAUAAAGUAAGGUCCAGUGAUUCAAAAGUAAUUCUUAAAUGAUGAAUUCGUCGUUGACGCAUCUCACUUGCAUACAUCAUUCAUCUUUUGCACUGACCACAAUGUAGCAAGUGUAUAAGAGAAUCGAUACUUUAAUAAAGCAGAAGUAAUUUUAAUAAAUUAUGGGAGAGAAUACAGUCCUAAUGAAUUAGUGCCAAAGACUACACAAUGCACCGUUUGUCUACUAUCUGCUGCAAGGAUCAAAGGGAAGUACUAAAGUCGAUUGGUAUUCCAUUUUGGUGAACUCCAGGUAUGGUGUUGUUUAAGCUUAGUUACGUGGAACAUAUCUUUCAUGUACCAGGCUAUAGGCUACACUUGUUGCAUAAAGACUGACUGAUGAUACUGCCCAGUUAGACAGCCA